AUGUCCGGGGAGCUUUGCAUGUGCACUGCCUUCAUCAACGGGAAAAACGCUGGAAUGUGGGGGAACAAUGGCACCUGGCUGCCUGCUAUUGGCGGUGCUGGGUCUUGUGAUACGGUACCUGGUCCUUACAGCGGAGGGCACGUCGCCGUUAAGGAUGACAAGAUCAGCCAAUCGAAGCCAACGAUCGAACCUCUUCCAAACUUUGACUGGAAAGCCACGCCGCCAAUGAAGAUCAGACCAUUCAAACCAACGUAUAACAUCACAAUGGCCAUCCAAAACAGCGCCCCCUCGGACCUCAUCGUCAUGGACCGCAACUACCUCUCCCGCGUAACGGCCCGCCGCCAUCUCAUAGCGCAGCACACCUCUUCCGUACUCGGCGCCAUCCCGCCAGGCGAAGCAGCCGUCAGAGAAUUGUACACCCACCUCCUCGGCACCUACCUGCCGGCGCGCUAUCCCACCAUGUUUGAACUCAUCCGAGCCCCUUCUGCCAACAGCAACAGCCACCACCAGAGUGUCUCCUUGCGCAACAAAGUCACCGGGCUCGAAGCUCCCGUCCACCCGCUGCCUUCUGACACGAACGAGAUGCUCCGAAUCUUGGGCGAGACGGUCGAGGACGACAUGUUUUUGCUCUUGCGGGAUCGGGCUACUAGCAGCGAUGAAAAAGGCAUUGGUGGUCGUGGUGAUGGUGGUGGCGAGCACAGGGCCGUGGCGUUUGUGUGCUGCCACCCGGCAGGCUUUGACCCCUCGGAGAAGCUGGGCAAGAGGCUGGCCGAGAUCCAUGGGCCGGUGCCGGCGUAUGAGAAGAUCGGACCCAGCAUGGAGAGGUUCUUUGGACGGUUGGAGGUCGGGAAGGCCGUGAAGAGGGUGAAUACACAUUUGAAAAUGUAUACGCCGCGGGGAAACCACGUCCAUGUGGGCGAGACAGUCGAGGAAGAGACGAGCAUUGACGUUGACGAGGCAAGGCUCAGGGUUGAGCUGCAGACCCUGACACGGCUGCCGGAGACGCAGGCAAUCCUCUUCAGUUUUAAGACGUACAUGUAUCCGCUCGCCGAGAUCAAGGCGGAGGGGCUUGGGCCGCAGCUUGCGGACGCGAUCGAGGGACUGAAGGCUGGGAACGCCCCCGGUAUGUGGGUGUACAAGGGAGGUCAAAGUUCUGUUCCCAGAGCGAUUGCCAGAACCAUUAUGGCUGGGGCACUUCGGAAUGUUGUCGUGGUUGGCGGGUCGUAUGUCGGAGUGCCCCGGUUCGCCAUUAGUUCCGGCCACGAACACAAGGCCUUCAUCCCCUUUACCUCAGUCUUCUCCGGCGCGCCAGGGUCACCGCGCCACCAGGUAGCCCGCGCGAGGGCCGUCUCGCUGCAGCCAAACAGCCUCACCCUCGAUAGAGAAUGGCAGGGCUCCAAGACCAUCCCGUUCGACUUCCUCGUCGUCGCCACAGGCACCCGCCUCGCCGUUCCAGGGACCAUGCCCGACGACGACAAGCCGCCAUCCGUCCGCUACCUGCAAGCCUACCAAGAGCGCAUCCGAACCGCCAGCUCCGUCGCCAUCAUCGGCGGCGGCGCCGUCGGUGUGCAAAUGGCUUGCGACCUGAAAGAGCUCUACCCUGCCAAGACCGUCACCCUCAUCCACUCCCGCGAGCACCUCAUGCCCGUCUACCACGAGGCGCUCAGCAACCUCAUCAAGGACCGUUUCAGAGAACUCGGCGUCCAGCUCAUAACCGGCAGCCGCGUGGUGAUUCCGCCGGAAGGAUUUCCCAACGUUAACAGACAGGCCUUUGACAUAUGCCUGCAAGACGGGCGCAGUCUCUCGGCGGAGUUUGCUAUACAGGCAACAGGGCAGACGCCAAAUAAUCAGUUUCUCCUGUCCGGGCUGGUUGGAGAGUCCGGGCAGUCGGCGGUGCUCAAUCCCAAGAACGGCUUCGUCCGCGUGCUGCCGACGAUGCAAUUUGCUGACCCGCGCUAUCCGCACCUGUUCGCGGUCGGGGACAUUGCCGACUCGGGUGCGCACAAGGCAGCGCGGCCGGGCAUGGUGCAGGCGGCCGUGGCGGCGAAGAAUAUCGCGAGUCUGAUCAAGGGGGAGGAGCCGGUGGAAAGGGCGGCUGUGGCGCCGGCGGGGAUACAUUUGACGCUGGGGUUGACGCGUAAUGUCAUCUUCCGGAACCCCAACAUUGCGGCUGGAGAUGCAGAGCCGUUCAUCAAUCUCAAAGAUGACGGCCGGGAGGAUAUGGGCAUCGACGGUGUUUGGGUCAGACGCGGAGUCGUGGUGACAAGUCCACAGGACUAUCAUCUGUGA
Molecule: messenger RNA, 2289 nt
Organism: Parathielavia appendiculata
Lineage: Eukaryota; Fungi; Ascomycota; Sordariomycetes; Sordariales; Chaetomiaceae
Product: putative FAD binding protein
Exons: 8
Coding region: 1-2289 (762 amino acids)
Cellular component (GO): cytoplasm
Molecular function (GO): flavin adenine dinucleotide binding; electron-transferring-flavoprotein dehydrogenase activity
Source: RefSeq, a predicted model, not a curated record